Vigna radiata var. radiata (mung bean) is the source of this 4809-nucleotide messenger RNA. Its product is annotated as nuclear intron maturase 3, mitochondrial. Lineage: Eukaryota; Viridiplantae; Streptophyta; Magnoliopsida; Fabales; Fabaceae. The record is from RefSeq and is a predicted model, not a curated record. The transcript has 2 exons. Bases 191 to 2494 code for a protein of 767 amino acids. Gene Ontology annotation, biological process: mRNA processing.
AGUGUCAUCUCAUUUUCCUAUUACGUUAUUGUCCCUUUAUCAAAGCAAAAUUUCUGAGAAAGAAACAAUAAAGGAGUCAUUUGAUACUCCUCUCUGUAUAAAUGGGAAUAACAAAAAGAAAAAGGAGUGAUAUUUGUAAUUCUUACUCAGAGAAAGAAAAUUUGGUCUGUGUUUCUGUCUUCGGUCUUCCAUGGUGGCACUGUUGCGCAUAAGAAGGACCAUCAUCACCUGCAAUAAUGCGCAUGGGUUUCUGUUAUCUCCUCAGUCUUCUCCAAAAUCCAAACUUUUCUCAGCAUUGCCGCUCCAACUCCAAUCCUUAGAGUGGGAACCUCUCACCAAAUCCCAACUCAAGACCCUCGUUCUCAACCAGUACGCCCAUGGAAGCUUCACCAACCUCAUCAAAAACGUCGUCGCUUCACCCCUCGUACUCUUCACCGCAUGCCAAAAUCUUGCAGCCGCUCCCUUACGACCGGCCUCGCUCCAGGGCCGCUUCAGCAUCGAGACCACGUCCCGGGAGCUCCGCGAAAACCGUUUCAACGUGGAAGCAUGUUGCGUCACACUAACGCCCUCCAGUAAAACUGCUUCUUCUUUGCCUUUGGUUUUGCCCAAUUUGAAGCUCAAAGUUGUGGUUGAGGCCAUUCGGAUGGUGUUGGAAAUCGUGUACGACGAACGCUUCGUCACAUUUUGCUACGGUGGCCGCGUCGGAAUGGGACGACACACUGCCAUAAGGUACUUGAAAAACUCCGUCGAGAACCCUAGUUGGUGGUUCACCGUGAGGUUCAAGCCUCACGGGUUUGAACAUUUCCAUGUGGAGAAGCUGUGUUCUGUUAUUGAACGCAAAGUGAAUGAUGUCGUUUUCAUUGAUUUGAUAAAGAGGUUGUUUCAAUGCAAGGCUUUGGUGAUUGAAUUGGGUGGGGAUUGGCUGGGAAGGGGGCUUCCUCAGGAAUGUGGNNUGUGUUCUAUUUUGAUGAAUGUUUACUUUGAUGGCUUUGAUAAAGAGAUUCAAGAGAUGCGNCUGCGGGAGAAUCGAGAGAAUCGGGAAUUGGAUCCNAAGAUGAUUGGUUCAGGUUUGGAUUCUGAUGUGUUUUACAAGCCUGUGAAGGUGUAUGCGGUGAGGUACUUGGAUGAGAUACUUGUUGCCACAUCAGGGUCGAAGAUGUUGGCCAUGGAGUUGAGGACGGCAGUNGUCAAGAGUUUGGAACUUGGUUUGGGUUUACGUGUUGAUAAGGUGAAUACUGCAAUUCAUAGCGCUGGGUCGGAGAAGAUUGUGUUUCUUGGGAUGGAGUUGCAAGCUGUUAGGCCUUCAGUUUUACGCCCACCUAUGUCAGAGAAAGCAAUCAGAGCACGAAAGAAGUACCUCAGGCAGAAAGAAGUUAGGGCUCUUGAAUUGAGAAAUGCCAGGGCUAGGAAUCGAAGGAAUUUGGGUUUAAAGAUAUUUAGUCAUGUUUAUAAAAAGAUCAAGCAGAGUGAUGGAUUUAAAUUUGAUUUUAGUAUUGAAAGCGAGGUCCGAGAUAUUUUUAGAUCUUGGGCUGAUGAAGUAGUUCAGGAGUUCUUGGGGAACAUAGACGAGUGUCAAGAAUGGCAUCGAAAUCUAUCUGCUGGUGAUUUUCUUAAGUUGAGACACAUCAGAAAUCAAUUGCCACCUGAACUUGUUGAUGCUUACGAUAAGUUUCAGGAGCAGGUUGAUAAACAUUUGAAUCCUACAAAAGCUAGGAAGGCGAUNGAGGAAGAGGAAAGAAGAGUAAAGGAAGAAGAAGAACAAAGUUAUUCCAAAGGAACAGUUGAGGAUUUGACAAGCCUCUGUAUGAAAGUUGAGGCACCAGANAUACUCAUAAGAAAGGCUGUGAAGUUGGUUGGGUUUACAAAUCAUAUGGGUCGACCAAGGCCAAUUGAAUUUCUGGUUGCACUUGAGGAUACUGAUAUUAUCAAGUGGUAUGCUGGCAUAGCAAGAAGGUGGCUCGAUUAUUUCUGCUGCUGCCACAACUUCAAGAUGGUCAAAACUGUUGUAUCUUAUCAUUUGAGGUUCUCUUGUAUCUUGACUUUAGCAGAGAAGCAUGAAUCCACCAAGCGUGAAGUGAUAAAACAUUUUAGCAAAGAUUUGAAGGUCUAUGAUAUGAAUGNAAAUUAUGAAGUGCAUUUUCCAACAGAAAGAGAGGUUAAGAUGAUGGGAGAUAGAAAUCUUUCUGAUCCAAAACCAGUCGAUGGGGCUUUAUCUUUGGCUGUAGUAAGGUUGGCAUCCGAUGAGCCUCCAUCACAAUGCAUUGCCCAUUUCUGUGACAAGACAACCACAAUCUUAUAUCGGGUCUAUUUGCUGCACAACAGAUUGAAUGUGAACUCAUCAGAGANAGAAAAANGGGUGNAAGGGAUGGGUGUAAUUCAUGAAAGCCUAAACCGUAAGUGCCUCCCUCUCUGCACCGAUCAUGUAAAUGAUUUGUACAUGGGGAGAAUCACACUUCAAGAUAUUGACUUUCCUUAUUGUGUGGAUGUGGACUGACUUUUGCUGCUAAUAUAUAUUUACUUCAGUUAGAAUCAAUGAUGAGUCCUUUAUACCUUCAUCAAUUUAAAAAGUUUUGGCAUGUUUGCAGUUUGUCCUUCGGUUAUUUUGAUUCAAUAUGUUUACCUCCUUAUGUGAUUCAAUUUGCAAGCAGUUCUUGUGGUGGUGAAUUGGUUUCAGCAUGUGUUUGGAGGAGAUAGAGUCUCUCAUAGGUUUGCAGCCGGAUUGGUGGGGGAAAUUGUGGAUUGGAUUGGUGGAAGGAACUGUGUUGAUGGUUAGUGUAACUGUAGGUGUGAUGACUGGUGUAGUUGACGUUGGAUUUGUGGGGCAAAACUGUUGUAGGCGAGUUGUGUUUAUCUUGUAGGAGUUUUCCUGACGAGAACUGUGUUUGUAGUGAUAAAAUUUUCAAACAGACAUUGAUUUUUGUGUCCACCAAACAUCAUGUAGAGUUUCUCAAUGUCUUGUUUCGCCAAGAGGGUACUGAGCUGUCUGUGUGUUACGGCGACAUGGAUCAGGAUGCUCUUAAAAUCCAUGUAUCCAGGUUUAGGUCUAGGAAGACCAUGUUGAUUGUCACCGACAUUGCGGCUCAUGGCGUUGACAUUCCAUUGCUUGAUAAUGUUAUCAAUUGGGACUUCCCCCAAGCCUAAAAUAUUUGUCCAUCGAGUUGGAAGGGCUGGUCGGACUGGUACUGCAUAUUCUUUUGUGACUCUUGAUGAUAUGGCCUACCUCUUGGAUCUUCAUUUGUUUCUUUCAAAACCCAUCAAACCUGCUCCCACUAAGAGGAGCUCUUGCAGGAUAUGGAUGGUGUAAUGUCUAGAUAUGACCAGGCAAUGGCAAAUAGAGAAACCAUUUAUUGUCGUUUGCCACAAAAAGUCAUUGACCUUUUUUCAGACAGUCAGGGAAGUUACUGAUACUUCUGCAGAACUGGAAUUGUUGCAAAGGACCUGUAAAAAUGCUUUUCGUUUAUAUUCAAAAACAAAACCCUUACCUGCCAAGGAGUCCAUCAAAAGAGUAAAGGAUUUGCCUCGUGAAGGGCUGCAUCCAAUGGUCAUGAAGGUGUUGGAAACGGGGGAGUUAAUAGCACUUGCAUUUUCUGAGCAUUUGAAGAAGUUUAGGCGAGUGUAAGAUUAUGUCAUGCAGGAAUCCUUUCUACUCGUAUUCUUUCUGUAGAUUCUACAGUUACAUUGCUUUAAUCACUCAAUUUCAGGCCAAAACAAACCAUUUUGGAAUCUGAAGGAGAAGCUGCUAAAUCAAAGCAUCAACAGGGCCCUUCCAGUGGGGCGAUGUGAUGAAAAGGAAAAGAGCCAUUCAUGAGAAUAUUAUAAAUUUGGUCCACGAAGAACAGCAAUCUAAGGAUAAUAAGGAAAAGAUAUGUGGCUACUGCUGAAAUUUGGAUUUGGACAAAUCAACCUUCAGUAGAAGGCUGCAUGAGUUCUCUCAUUUCCAGGAUUAAGAAUUUUCUGGGCAUUUGCAUGUAAAAUACCCAUAUAUUUGUUGUCUUCUUGAGAAAUUGGUAUUAUUGAAGUUUACUUGACUCUACGAAAUAUAUACGAAUCAAAACAUUGUUUAUGUUAUAGUCUUUGUUUUGAUGUUUAAUCAGAAUAAGGAUCAAGCUUAGUAAGCAUGUAGGUCUUGCUAUACUAUAUUGAGAUUACAUUGAAAAGCGUAUUCAUAGCCAUAAAUUGAAUUUACCUUAUUGUUUUAUAUCUCAGUCAAAGCUACAAACUUGUCAACUGUUCCUAUAUAACAUUUAAAACUCCUGAUCUCACUUUUGAAUCUGUCGCAUUUCUGUGUCAUGUUUCUCAACCUUCUAGUAGAUAGUUGUGUUGUAACUAUUGGUUGGUAAUGUCAAAGAUAAUGUAUUCUUGUAGGAUAUUUUUGUUUAAUGUAAAAACUAAACGUGAAACUUUAUGAAUUCUUGUUAUACAGGAUCUUACCAAAGAGGUCGUAGGAAUUUUAAAGGCAGCAUUCAAUGCCCAAUGCUCAUGUGCGUCCAGAAAUCAAAGAUAUGGAUCAAAUUCGAAAGGAAAGGCAGAAAAAGGCCAACAGGACUUCUUAUAUCAAAAGCAAGUCGAGAAAGGGUAAAAAGUUUGGUAAAAAUGGUAAAAGAAAAGGCAAAUAGAGUGUCUGAAGCUCCUAUAUAUUUAGUUAGUAAAGGAAAGGUGGCUUCUCAUUAAAGAAAGUUUAUAUUUUGGAGGGGUUUCUUGUUGUAUUCUUUUCUUGGUUCGCCAUCAAAAGCUUGUUUGUUCUAAUUCAAAGUUUUGAUUCUUAACACUUGUUUCUGUACAUGAAUCACACCUGUUCACUUCCUUUUA